This is a messenger RNA of Zerene cesonia (dogface butterfly), 758 nucleotides long. Its product is annotated as homeobox protein prospero-like. Gene Ontology annotation, molecular function: DNA-binding transcription factor activity, RNA polymerase II-specific; RNA polymerase II cis-regulatory region sequence-specific DNA binding. The transcript is spliced from 3 exons. Lineage: Eukaryota; Metazoa; Arthropoda; Insecta; Lepidoptera; Pieridae. Gene Ontology annotation, cellular component: nucleus. Gene Ontology annotation, biological process: regulation of transcription by RNA polymerase II. Bases 1 to 369 code for a protein of 122 amino acids. The record is from RefSeq and is a predicted model, not a curated record.
AUGACAUUCAAGACCGCCUUCAGUCAUUGUUUCGCUUGUUACAGAGAGUUCUACUACAUUCAAAUGGAGAAGUACGCUAGACAGGCUAUCAGUGAAGGCCUGAAGACAGCGGACGACCUCCAUGUAGCUGGUGACUCCGAGCUGUACAGAGUCUUGAACUUGCACUACAACCGAAAUAACCACAUUGAGGUGCCACCAAACUUUAGAUACGUGGUGGAGCAGACACUGCGCGAGUUCUUCCGCGCCAUCCAGGGCGGCAAGGACGCCGAGCAGAGCUGGAAGAAGUCUAUCUACAAGGUCAUCUCGCGGCUCGACGACCCCGUCCCGGAGUACUUCAAGUCGCCUAACUUCCUCGAGCAGUUGGAGUGAGCGCGACGACUCAACGCACACACGUUUCGGCUAAACAAAAUUCGAAAAACAAAACAUAUUGGACGAUCGUUUCGCACACCAAAAUUUUACGACACUCGCAUUUAGGCCUUCAGAUUCAAAAUUAUUAAUAAAAAGAUUAAUUAAAUUAUUAAAAGAAAUUGAAUUCGUACGUUGAACGUCGAGAGGCGUGGCGCGGCGCGCGGCUCGCCUCGCCACGGCCUGCGCUCUACUAGGAAAUUCAUUAGGUUAUACGAGUAAGAAGAAAUUUAAGUCACCUAGAAUUUUAUUUGUGCACAUAAUAUAUUUCGCUAUAUAUAAUUAUUAUUAUAUUAUUAUUAAGUAUUAUCGUAAAUGGUUUUUAUAGUUAUGUAUAUCUUAAAUCAUUUAUU